This is a messenger RNA of Saccostrea cuccullata (small rock oyster), 1105 nucleotides long. Its product is annotated as large ribosomal subunit protein mL39-like. Lineage: Eukaryota; Metazoa; Mollusca; Bivalvia; Ostreida; Ostreidae. The transcript is spliced from 9 exons. Gene Ontology annotation, molecular function: nucleotide binding; RNA binding. The record is from RefSeq and is a predicted model, not a curated record. Bases 31 to 1059 code for a protein of 342 amino acids. Gene Ontology annotation, cellular component: mitochondrion.
UGCCUUUAAUUUACAUUGAAAAAUUACAAAAUGACAUCCACAUGCUGUGCUUUGAUGAAAGUCAGAAGUUUUGGAGGCAUUCCACGCCAAUCCUUCUGCAGACGACUUAGCACUAAAGUAUUAAAACAUGAGGAGAACACUAAUACCUCAGACACCUGCAAGACAAACUCUGACAUCAGAGCAAUGAGAAAUCAGAUGUUUUCAGAGGAAAAGAAAAGACAAUUGUCUUUGAUCCGAAGAGUGGAAAAGAUCAAUGUUGAAUACACCGGAAUUCCUGAAAAUUGUACACUCUACAUGAAUAAGGACUUAUCAAGCCCAAAUAAUUGUGCUAUGCACAUGAAAUCUAACAUCAGAACUUUAGCAGCCCUAGCUUUGGUAAAUGGAGAGGUGUGGGACAUGCACCGACCACUGGAGGCAGACUGUUCUCUGCAGUUUUUGAAAUUCCGAGACAGCGAUCCAGGGUUAUUAAACAAGGCAUUCUGGAGAACUGGAUCAUUUUUAAUUGGCUAUGUAUUUGAUCGUGCAUAUAAAGAUGAACACAGAGUUAAUGUAAUACAGUUUCCUAAUAACCCAAUUGUUGAAGAUGGCUAUUUUUGCUGUGACCUUGACCUAGGAUCUAUGAAUUCCUGGCAACCAUUACCAGAUGAGCUGAGAGCUAUGUCUAUGAUAGGGAGCUGUCUAGCUAAAGAGGAGUCACACUUUGAGCGCCUGGAGGUGGAUGAGAAGUUAGCCUUAGAAAUGUUUAAAGACAAUGAAUACAAGUGUAAGCAGAUACCAGAGAUAGCCGCUUCCUCUCCCUCUGGGUCGAGGGUCACGAUGUACAGACUGAGGGACUACGUAGACAUCACUACAGGACCACUCAUCGCCAGUACACUCUUCAUCUCCAUGUACAACAUUGUCAAGGUGUUUCCAAUGAAGUGUCCAGUUAAUGGUGACAUUACAAGAGUACAGGGAAUAGCCUUGCCUCCAGAAUUACAGAUACAUUAUAAAGCUUAUGAAUUACUGUUAGAGAGGGCGCAAAGAAUGGGUGUUGAAGAUCCGUACAGGGAAUCUCAAUAACAAUGUAGUCACAGAUUUACAAUAAAUUAUGUUUGUUUACAUUUUA